Molecule: messenger RNA, 1476 nt
Organism: Wickerhamiella sorbophila
Lineage: Eukaryota; Fungi; Ascomycota; Dipodascomycetes; Dipodascales; Trichomonascaceae
Product: putative ATP-citrate synthase subunit 2
Exons: 1
Coding region: 1-1476 (491 amino acids)
Biological process (GO): tricarboxylic acid cycle; succinyl-CoA metabolic process
Cellular component (GO): succinate-CoA ligase complex
Molecular function (GO): succinate-CoA ligase (ADP-forming) activity
Source: RefSeq, a predicted model, not a curated record
AUGUCGGCAAAGUCAAUUAGAGAGGCAGAUGGUAAAGCUUUACUUUCGUAUUUCUUGCCAAAAUCCCCGGUGUUUUCUGAAAACGAACCUAAGACUCUUUUCCAGCAGGGUAGCACCCCCAAGCUUGCCCAGCUGAACUUCGAGUCUGGUUCUAACGCCGCUGCUAUUGAGGAAGUUCUGUCACGUGCCGAGAAGGAGUACCCGUGGCUUCUUACGCCCGGUGCCAAAUUCGUUGCGAAACCUGAUCAAUUAAUCAAGCGCCGUGGAAAGUCUGGCCUCCUCGCUUUGAACAAAACCUGGGCCGAGGCCAAGGAAUGGGUGGCUCAACGUGCUGGCAAGCCCCAACAAGUUGAGCAUGUUGUGGGAGCUCUCACCAACUUCUUGGUUGAGCCAUUUGUUCCUCAUGAGCAACAGCAUGAAUAUUAUAUUAAUAUUCAUUCGGUUCGUGAAGGUGAUUGGAUUCUUUUCUAUCACGAGGGUGGUGUCGACGUUGGAGACGUUGACGCCAAAGCUUCCAAGUUCUUGAUGCCUAUCGACAUCGAGAAUGAGUACCCCACCAAUCAACAAAUUGCUAGUGCCCUCUUCCAGCACGUUCCAGCGGACCAACGCGACGUGCUUGUUGAUUUCGUGAAUCGUCUUUAUGCCGUCUAUGUUGACCUGCAAUUUACCUACCUUGAAAUCAACCCCCUUGUCGUUAUCCCAACCAAGGACGGUGCUGAGGUUCACUAUCUCGAUUUGGCUGGUAAGCUUGACCAGACUGCAGAGUUUGAGUGCGGCCCCAAGUGGGCUAUCGCUCGCGCUCCUGUGAAUUUGGGCCGCCAGGUUCUCGUUCAACAGACCACUGUUGACAAUGGUCCUCCCAUGGAAUUCCCUGCUCCUUUUGGUCGUGAGUUGACUUCGGAAGAAGCAUAUAUCGCUGAGCUUGAUUCUAAGACUGGUGCUUCGCUCAAGCUCACUGUUUUGAACGCUGAAGGUCGUAUCUGGACCUUGGUUGCUGGAGGUGGCGCUUCUGUUGUCUACGCUGAUGCUAUCGCUUCUGCAGGUUAUGCUGAUGAGCUCGCUAAUUAUGGUGAAUAUAGCGGUGCUCCCAACGAAGUCCAAACCUACGAGUACGCCAAGACGGUUCUUGAUCUCAUGACCCGUGGCUCACCUGUGGCUGAUGGUAAGGUUCUUUUCAUCGGUGGUGGUAUCGCAAACUUUACACAGGUUGGAUCCACCUUUAAAGGUAUCAUCCGUGCUUUCCGUGACUACAAGACUGCCUUGCACGCCCAUAAGGUCCGCAUUUAUGUGCGUCGUGGUGGCCCUAACUGGCAGGAGGGGCUGCGUUUGAUCAAGAAUGCCGGUGAGGAGCUGGAUCUGCCUAUGGAGAUCUAUGGUCCUGAUAUGCACGUGUCAGGUAUCGUUCCUUUGGCUUUGAAAGGAAAGAGGCCCGAGGGCGUCAAACCUUUUGGUGGUGACUCCCACUCUCUCAUUUAG